This is a messenger RNA of Helobdella robusta, 4179 nucleotides long. RefSeq lists its product as hypothetical. The transcript is spliced from 5 exons. The coding region runs from base 1 to 4179 and encodes 1392 amino acids. NCBI's taxonomy places the organism in Eukaryota, Metazoa, Annelida, Clitellata, Rhynchobdellida, Glossiphoniidae. The record is from RefSeq and is a predicted model, not a curated record.
AUGUUUGAGGAUUGGUGUCAGAAGAUUGACCUGAGCGUCCGGAAGCUGAGGUUAAAGCAAUGUUUGAAGGAGAAGACAUUGGAGUUGAAAAGGCUGGAAGAAUUAGAAAGAAAAAUAUUGACGAAAGCAGGCAUGAGCAUAGAUGACAUAGAGAGAGAACUGACCCAGCAACAGAUCAACCUCACAAAAACCUCUCUCGACAGUCUCACGUCUACAGAGGAACACAACUUCGACGCCCUCAUAAGAAACCACCGCAGAACUCAAAAACAUCAACCGCAACCACAUGACAUCAACUGCUGUCAUCAUGACGACUGCUGCUCCAUGCAUUCCAGCUCUUCCAAUUCACUAUUUGAUGAUAAAACUAAAUUUGAAGAUGAUUUUUUAAUGAAAAUGAGGCCGGUGGUGGAGGAGAAGGAUGAAGAGGAUGUCAGCGCUGAUGAGAACCCCAUUGAAUUUCAUGACUCUGGCAUGCACGCAACGACUACUAUUGGUAGCCACAAUUAUAUUUUGACUAACGAACAACGCCACAACAGUCCCUCCUCCAGUUUGACGCAACAUCAGCAGCCAAAUUCGAAAUCUUCCAAGAUGAUGACGAUUCACUCCAUGCUUAACAGCAACGACAAAAGUGACAUCAACAACAACACAAACCUCAACAACAACAGCCCAGAUUCGUACGGCAACAACAUGAACAAGAGCUUUCCAGCGUUAUUUCGAACUUUCGAGUGCCACAGUCUGCCAUCUGUUGGCAAAAAAAAACACCUGACCAAACAGCAACUAAAAAUGCACCAACAACAACAAUCCGAACAGCAGCAGCAACAACAGCAACAACAGCAGCCACAACCACUUCAAAAGAUCAUGCUGAGGUUACUACCACUGGGUUUGAACUUGAGAUCCCAGAGUUCGUUGAACUUGCAUGAGGUGCCCUGUUCGCCUUGCACGUCGUCUGGCAAGAAAAAGUUCCUCGACGACACAAACAUCCAUAAUAAAAACAACAACAAUAAUAAUAACGUUGAUAUUAUCAGUAAACUUGUUGUUAGUACAGCGAAUGGUGGUGGUGAUAUUAAUGAGAAGAAGAAAUUUUUUAUUAGCAGUAAUGAGAAGUUAACUGACAUCAACAAACUCAACAGCCGUGACAUCAACCAUGUCGCCAUUAAAGGCAUUAACUCACGUGUACACACGCUUGACAACAGCAGCAGCAACAGUAAAUUUGACCUCGGUAUGAGUUUCAGCAAGAGAUUCACCAUGAAUCAAGCCGGCCUGAAAAGUAGUGUUAGCCACGUGAAGAGCCUCAACAACAGCACUAAAUAUACGCUGCAGGUGAACAACAAGCAAGAUGCAAACAACCACUUCGUAAGUGUGGAUGAUAUCGAUGUGGAGAUCGUCCAUGAUGACGUCACUCAACAACAACUCAACGACAACAACAACAACAACAGCGUCAACAGCGUCAACAGAAGCAAUUUGGUGGUUAAGAGAUGCAAACAACAACAGCAACAUCGCCCGUCCAUGCAACUGCAAAGGCGUAUACAAUCAUCGACGCCAACAACAGCGCACCAUCAGGCACAACAACAGCCCACAACACCACAGCCACAACAACAACAACACGAUCAACAGCGCGAACAACAACAGCAGCCGCAGCAAGAAACACAAAAGUCAUCAAACAGAUCUUGGUACGGUUUCUCGAGAUACAACAGAUCCAUCUUGAACUCUAUCAUGAGGAGGCAGAAGGUGAGGACCAUGCACAAUGCCACCACCAACACCACCUGGUACUGCGAUGGCUUCCUUCAAGAUGAUGACGUCAGCAAUGUCGGUGACGAUGACGCAGGUGGAAGGGUAGAUAUCAAAGAUGAUGACGUAAGCAACUACAUGUCGUCGUCAUCGUCAACUCCAUCGUCGUCAAUGACGUCAUCUUCCUUGACGUCAUCAUCACUGGCUACGACGCCGUCGUUGUCGUCAUCUGCCGCAGGUAAGUCCGAACAGAUGCUGCACGAUCAAAGAAAACAGCAGUCAUCGUCAUCGGCGUCAUCUCUGUCAUCAUCAUCUACAGUCUCAGCAGCAUCUCCACAGCCUUCAUCGUCUGCACUGAAAUUAGCAUCAUCGCCAGCGACACCAACACCUUCUGUAUCGUUACAAGAAUUAAUCUGCAACAACGUUUUAGCUCUCACAGCUGCAUCUAUAUCAACAGUACCAUCAGCUGCAUUAGCAACGACCACACCAUCAGGGGUUACUUCAACAUCUUCGUCACAGUCAUCAUCAUCAUCUUCAUCAUCAUCAUCUAAUGAAUCAGGCUAUCAUUCUACCGGCACACCAUCAUCAUCGUCGUCCUCGUCCUCAUCAUCAUCAUCAUCGUCGUAUGUUACAUUAACAAGCCGUGAGUACCAUCGUCAUCCAGAUGAAAAUGACGUUCAGAUGCUGUCCACCGUUACUAGCCAGCGUCAAGAUGACGUCAACAUGCCACUGAAUCCUCACGUGACACAACUGCAACAACAACAACACUCAACAUUACAUCCGUCAUGGGCGUUAUCAUCAUCGUCAUCGCCACAAAUAUCAUCACCAACACCACUUCCAUUGUCUGACGUCACUCCACCUGUCUUCACACCUGAGGUGCUUUCGUCGUCAUCAUCAUCAUCAUCAUCGUCACAUUUUGUACCGCGACCAUCAUCAGCAUUGUUGUCGUCCAGAUAUCCUCUGACGUCAUCGCUAGCCUCAUCAUCAUCAUCUACAUUUAGGACAUCGUCUAAAUUGUUGAGAAGUAAACUCACACCUUCAUCAUCAUCGUCAUCAGGUACUGCGGAAUGUAAAUUAACCGCAUAUAAACAAGACAAUGGGGAUAAUAAUGAUAGUGGCAGUGGUGAUGAUGGUGAAGAUGGCGAUGACGGUGGUGGUAGUGGGAGUGGUGGUGGCGGCGGUGGUGGUGAUUAUAUUGCUGCAGUUGAUCAGAGGCAGCGUAUUGACUUUCUUCACUCCUCUUAUGCAAAUAGCAAUACUAAACGUCAUCCAUCGUCGUCAUCGCAUUUCCGGUCUACGUCAUCAACUCCAUCAUCAUCAUCAUCAACUCCUUUAUCGACUUCAUCAUCUUCAUCAUCAUCAGUUUUUUUAUCAUCAUCGUCGUCGUCGUCUUCGCACUGUCGAAAGACACCCUCCCCUCGGCCAUCAUUUUACAAGCUGUCAAGCAUAAAAGAACAUGUCGGCAACAAUCGUAACUUCACUCGCCACCUCGUCUCGACGUCACCUAGCAACGUUCCCAACAGCAGCAGCAGCAACAACAACAUCUACAAAAACAACAACAACAACAUUAACAACAACGACAAUCUUGAUACGCUUUCAGUCAGCAAAGAUAUUUGCAACGGAAUCAAGAACAUUGAAAACAGCGUUAAAAACAACUGCUUCAACAAAAACACCCACAGCCGCAAUACUCUUCACAGCAGCCACAGCAACCACAGCAGCCACAAUCACAGCAGCGACACUGGCGCCGUCAGAAGCGAAGCUUUCAGCAACAAAGAGGAUAAAAAAUAUUUGAACAGUCAUAUCUCAAAAGAGACGUCAAUAAAUAAUGGUGGUGGGGAUGACGACGAUGAUGAUGGUGUUGGUGAUGAUAAUAGUCUUAUGGUUGGUGGCGAUGGUGAUGAUGAUAGCAAGGAAUAUUAUCGUGUAGAUGAGGACGAUGAUAAUGAUGUCGAUAGCGAUGAUGAUGAUGAUAGUGUUUGUUGUGUUGCUUGCAGAAAUGAUGAUGCUGAUGGUAAGAACAACUUCGAUACUCAAAACGGUGACAAGAAUGAUAAUAAUAAUAAUAAUAAUAAAGUUAAGGCUGAUGACGACGAUGACGAUGAUGAUGAUGAUGACGGUAACGAUGAUGAUAGUGAUGAUAAUAAUAAUGAUAACUCUGUUUUCGCACUCUACAACAACAACAUCAACACCAGCGAGAACAACGACAAAAGUUGCAGCAACAACGACAACAAUGACAUCAACAACUCCACACUCGCCAGCAACUUUUUCAAAUCAUCCCCGCUUGACCUUGAGACGCAAUCUCCUGGAAACAUCAUAAAAGAUAAAAAUGACGUCACUGAUGAUGAGGAGGAAGAAGAAGAAGAAGAUGACGAUGAAGAAGACGACGAUGAUGAUGGGGUAGAAAAAUUCUAUUUGGAUAUAAAUUUGGAAGAAAUGAGUGGAAGACAUGUUUAA